Molecule: messenger RNA, 264 nt
Organism: Perkinsus marinus ATCC 50983
Lineage: Eukaryota; Perkinsozoa; Perkinsida; Perkinsidae
Exons: 3
Coding region: 1-264 (87 amino acids)
Source: RefSeq, a predicted model, not a curated record
AUGCCUGACAACCGUCUCUAUCGAGGGUUUGUUCGAGGAGGUGUUCUUGGUAAGAGAAGAUUAGAGAAGAUUGUUGAGGACGUCCUUGAUAAGCAGGAAGGAAGGAAGAUGCCGUGGAAAGCACUACGACAAGAGUGUGUUAGGCAGUGGAGGAUAGAGAACAUGAGUGAUGAGCGUACUGACCGACACGUUGGUGAUCUCGUGCUCACGAGCAUCCCUGCAACGUACCUGUCCAAGAAGAGCAAUCUGGUCAGCAAGAAGUGA